CGUCCCAAGAUGGCGGCGGCAUCGGCACCCGGGAGGCCAAGGCACCGUCCCGGCUGCUGAGGCGGGCCCCGAGCGGCUGGCGGCGGACGGGCCAGGCCGAGGGCUGGCGAGCGGACGGCCGCCGCCCCUGCGCGCCCCGCGGCCGGGGCUGAGCCGUGCGGCGGCGGCGCCGGGGGAUGCUCGUGCUGGGCCCGGCCUCUCCCUCCUCAACUUAGGGCGGCGGCGGGCCCGCGCCCCUGGCUCCCGGGCCAUGGCGCUGAGGGAGCUCAAAGUGUGUCUGCUGGGGGAUACAGGUGUAGGUAAAUCGAGUAUCGUGUGGCGGUUCGUGGAAGACAGUUUUGAUCCAAACAUCAACCCAACAAUAGGGGCAUCUUUUAUGACCAAGACUGUCCAGUACCAAAAUGAGCUACAUAAAUUCCUAAUCUGGGAUACAGCUGGACAAGAACGAUUUCGUGCCUUAGCGCCGAUGUACUAUCGAGGGUCGGCUGCGGCCAUCAUUGUUUAUGACAUCACAAAAGAAGAGACAUUCUCAACACUGAAGAACUGGGUGAAAGAGCUCCGACAGCACGGCCCGCCCAAUAUCGUUGUUGCUAUUGCCGGGAAUAAGUGUGAUCUUAUCGACGUCAGAGAAGUCAUGGAGAGAGAUGCUAAGGACUAUGCCGACUCCAUCCAUGCGAUUUUUGUGGAGACCAGCGCGAAAAACGCGAUAAACAUAAAUGAACUGUUUAUAGAAAUUAGUCGAAGAAUUCCGUCCGCUGACGCCAACCCGCCAUCUGGCGGCAAGGGCUUCAAGCUCCGGAGACAGCCUUCCGAGCCGCAGCGAAGCUGCUGCUGACCGAGCCUCGGCCUCCCAGGCUUGAUGAUGAAGUAGGUGGUCCAGAAAGUUAACAGGAGGGCUGGGGUCCCUGCCGGCAGGUUUCGCCUCGCCGGUUUGGGUCUUCAUGCAAAAAGGACUCAGGGAGGUUGGCCAGUUCCACUUCCUCUUUGGAGGCUGCAGCAGUAACAUUUCCGUCUGCAGACCGCCGUCGUGUCACGAGUCUGGUGUGCAAAGGGACUGCAUCGUUGGCUUUUGACCUGGCUGAAAAGGAACAUGUAAUUGUACGGAUGGUAGGAUUAAAUUGUUGAGUAGUUUUGUAAUCAAGAUUUUAUGUAACAUUUGUAAAGGGAAAAUUAGCACUUUCAUGGUUCUUGAGGAAGAAAAGACCUUGCAGAGAUUGUAAUUUCCUUGGUUUCCCGUUACCACUGUUAGAGGGAAUCGUAUCUUUUAAAAUGUGGUAGGCGAUCGUAAGUGGAGGGAUGGCAAUCAUUAUUGGGAGCUUAAACGGGGUUAUUUGUAGGACUGAUGGAAAUGACUCUGUCCCCACCGUCUCUAAAGCACUUUAGCCCAUGAUAACAUACAGUCAGUUAGUAACGGUAACAAGGGAUGCGUAGCUCACCCGAGGUUUGCAUUCCAGCCUCGUCCUGUAUGUGUCGCAAAGCACAUCAUUGGCACCUUUUUAAAUAAGCUCUCGUGACCAAGAUGGUGGCGGUAGAGAAGCUGCAUGGAAUAAACUGAAUUGCGUAUGUUUGAACUGACUGGCAGUGGUUUAAAAAAGAGGAAGAAGAGAGAGAGUAAAGGAAGUGGUGUCAAUUCUGUCAAUUUUUUAUUUCACCCAGAUAUUUUGGUGGGGAAAACAGUUACCUGUUGCUUAGCAUAUGUAAAGUUGUAGUCUAUAUUUAUGAGACCCUUGCUUAAAGAUUAUAAAUUAUGUAAAUACAUGAAUAAAUUCUAUGUUUCACCCAACACUCCAUUUAAUCUCGCAGCCAGUGUCUUGGUGUGCCCACCCACCUCUCAGCCCGUCCGUGGGGGGCUCUGCCGCACGUUUCUAUUGGGCGAGAGCACAGAGCACUUGGCUUACAGUCUUUGAAGAGGUCUCUGCCUCUCCUUCCACCCACCCCUCCCUUCCCCAUCCCAUCUGGAAAUCAUAAUAAAGACAUAUGCCACUUUGACAAGCCUAACUAGCCCUUCCUAGCCUGGGGGUAAAAGAUUAUACUCCAAGUUCAAGUCAUUUCACCUGGUCUUGGUAAUAAGUUUCUUUUAGCAUUUACAGCGACCUCAGACAAGUGUUUCAAGCGAGCUUUCCUUGUUAACAGUUCAGCUUAUCUUUCCGUUUCCUUUAUCCCCCUGCCUCUGUUAGUGGUUAACACUCUUUCCCUCAGGGAGCCUAAUGAGGUUUUUAAUAUAAUCUAAAAAUAAAGCACUGAAGUGAAGUUGGUGACAAUUUGCUCCUGGUCUAAUUUGGCACCCUUCCAACCUGAGUAUUGUAAGGGAAGGAAAUUUACAAGAUUAAGUAGGAAAUUAAACAGCUUGAAUUUCAAACUAAAUUGUGUUUUCAGAGCUAUCCUUAAACUGAACAGUUGAAACUUUUAAAAAUAAUUGUUAUUUCCCUGUGCCCUCCACUUGAUAUGGGUAGAUUUUAAUGGGAAAAUUAUAACCCAGAUUAAGUAAAAAGCGAUUCCCUUUUCCCUGGUGUAUAUCUUAAGCAUUUGAAAUUAUUUAUUCUCUUGCUGAAAUCAUAUGGAAGGACUGUAGUUAGGGAAAAUUCUAACGUUUUGUUUAAAAUACAUGCGGACUCGAUACCCUCCUAGCAGCUUGCUCCCUUCCCACCAUGAAAUGAGCAAGCUGUAGGAAAAAACACAUGAUUCUAAGGGUGGGCUCUUGACACCUGAAGAGGGUUGAAUUUCCUUUCCUAUACGUGCAGAUGGAUCAGGGCAUCUGGCCUCGGCCAUGGUGUGUCCCUAACACUCCCACGGCUGGGCCUCCAUCUCCACGACAACAAACAAAAUGAAAACAAAGGGUGCUUGACUCGCUACCAAGAGGGGGUGCACGGGUGGCCCUUUCUGUCUUACUUCACCAAAAGAUGACGCACAUCUGUGACCUUCACAUUCUUCCCACCAAACCUGUCAGCCUGUCGAUGAUUCCCGGGGUCUGGGUGCCCGGGGAAGGCCGCUUGUUUCCGUGCCUCUCUGACUGGCAAGGCAUCGGCCUGCCUCUCAUCCUGUCCCCACUGUCACUGCAUUUAGCCCAAAACAGGGCCGGCUCUUCAGGCCCUCCUUGGCUGUUCUUCCUUCAUGACUUCUCACGCUCCUCCCCGUUUGUAGAGAGGGCUUCUGUUUGGUUCGGGCCACAUGUUUUAGUCCCAGAAUGAAUGACGGGUGGGUGGCUCGUGCAACAUCACUGUCUUCCUGAGCUCUGGGGCCUCUUCUCUUCUGCCCUCCUUUUCAUCAGACUGUCUCAGGAAUCCACGAGACCCUGCUUCUCAUGUAGCGCCUUCUUAACCACUAGCAGCAGCACCUUGUCAUCUUGGAUCUUUGUGAUCCAUACCCCAUGAAAACAGGGGGAAAUGUUUCCAUUUGUUUUGUUCGCUGGUGUGAUGCAGAGGUGGAGAUUAAAGGCGGAAGCAGUGUUUUAUUUUGAACAUGCUUUGGAUUAAUAACCUGACCAAGCAAUGAUCUAAUACACAUUUCAUAUAUUCUGUUAUUUCUUAUGGGAAAAAGCCAGAUUUCAAAGGAAUUGAGACACAGCCCAUCUAUAAAAAUCUUCUUUUUGGUUCCCUUCUGACAAAGGGCCAUUUUAAAAAACUUUGGGGACUGAAAAAAGAGAAAAAUCAUUAAUUAGCUGCAAGUGUAUAUUGAUUACUCCCAGAGAAAUUGAAAUGAGCUCUUUGCAGGUGCCCAGUCCUAGGAACCAUCGGUCUCCAGAAAUCUCCUUUCACACAAGUGUUUUUCCGAUUCUGUGAUAACUAAUUAACCAUCAUUUGGUGAUUAAAAGAACAUAAAGUAAGAGUAUGAUUAAGUGUCCUUCGUUUUAAACUCUCUUUAAGAAGUGAUUAGGGAGAAGUACCUAUUGCAAGCCCUUCUGGUUCCAAAUGAAACCUCCAUCACCUGCUUUUCAGCCAUAGGCAGGGUAAGUGCUACGCAGAGCAGC
Neomonachus schauinslandi (Hawaiian monk seal) is the source of this 3967-nucleotide messenger RNA. It is a transcript of the gene RAB22A, whose product is annotated as RAB22A, member RAS oncogene family. The transcript has 7 exons. The coding region runs from base 251 to 835 and encodes 194 amino acids. NCBI's taxonomy places the organism in Eukaryota, Metazoa, Chordata, Mammalia, Carnivora, Phocidae. The record is from RefSeq and is a predicted model, not a curated record. Gene Ontology annotation, molecular function: GTP binding; GTPase activity.